GAGGACGGUGACUGCGACGGCAGCGGCAGCUCGAGGCCUGAGGGGAGGAGACCCGCAGCGGCGAUGCUGGAGACCCUGCGCGAGCGGCUACUGAGCGUGCAGCAGGAUUUCACCUCCGGGCUGAAGACUUUAAGUGACAGGUCAAGAGAAGCAACAGUAAAAAGCAAACCCAGGACUGUUUCAUAUUUGCCAAAGUACUCUGCUGGACUAGAAUUACUUAGCAGGUAUGAAGAUACAUGGGCUGCACUUCACAGAAGAGCCAAGGAAUGUGCAAGUGCUGGAGAGCUUGUGGAUAGCGAGGUGGUUAUGCUGUCCGCACACUGGGAGAAAAAGAAGACGAGCCUAAUAGAGUUGCAGGAGCAGCUCCAGCAGCUUCCAGGUCUAAUAGCAGAUUUAGAAUCUGUGACAGCAAAUCUGACUCAUUUAGAGGCUAGUUUUGAGGAGGUAGAAAACCACCUGCUGCAUCUGGAAGAUUUAUGUGAGCAGUGUGAAUUAGAAAGACACAAACAUAUGCAGUCCCAGCAAUUGGAGAAUUACAAGAAAAAUAAGAGGAAGGAACUUGAAAUCUUCAAAGCUGAACUAGAUGCAGAGCACGCCCAGAAGGUCCUGGAAAUGGAGCACACCCAGCAGAUGAAGCUGAAGGAGCGGCAGAAGUUCUUUGAGGAGGCCUUCCAGCAGGAUAUGGAGCAGUACCUUUCCACGGGCUACCUGCAGAUUGCGGAGAGGCGAGAGCCCAUUGGCAGCAUGUCGUCCAUGGAAGUGAAUGUGGACAUGUUGGAGCAGAUGGAUCUGAUGGACAUAUCUGACCAGGAGGCCCUGGAUGUCUUCUUGAACUCAGGUGGAGAAGAUAACACUGUACUGUCCCCUGUGUUAGGGCCUGAGCCCAAAACUUGUCAGGGUGAAAUUGCUCUUCAGGUUCCACUUCCAUCAGAACUACUCGCCAAGCCUUCCUCACGCUCAUCCUCAUCCUCCACCAACUCCGCAGCCCAGGACUGCAGUGAAGCGGGGGAGUCCCCCCUUGUUCAGUCUGACGAGGAGGAAGUUCAGGUGGACACUGCCCUAGCCACUUUACACCCUGACAGAAAAGCCACCCUGGAUGUUAGUGAUGACAGCGACUCUUAAAUCAGGAUGUUUGUGUCCUCUGACCACAUUCAAGUGAGUGCGCACAGAAUUCCACCUUUGAAAUCAGGUUGUUUGAUGGGGGGUUUUGAUUUUUACAUAAUCGCCAAUGUGUGAGAAACUGAAAGGAACGCUAACAAUAAAGUUUGAGGACUUCAAACAGA
Messenger RNA from Cynocephalus volans (Philippine flying lemur), 1283 nucleotides. RefSeq names its product dystrobrevin binding protein 1 (gene DTNBP1). The transcript is spliced from 10 exons. Gene Ontology annotation, cellular component: neuron projection; cytoplasm; plasma membrane. Lineage: Eukaryota; Metazoa; Chordata; Mammalia; Dermoptera; Cynocephalidae. The record is from RefSeq and is a predicted model, not a curated record. Bases 64 to 1122 code for a protein of 352 amino acids. Gene Ontology annotation, biological process: regulation of synaptic vesicle exocytosis; neuron projection development; platelet dense granule organization.